AUGUCUGAUGAAGAGGGCGCCCAGAUAGUCCUGGAUUAUCUCGCCGGCAGUGCCCGAGCUGAGGUACGUCUCUGCCCCCCUUUGGUGAGAAGUACCCCCACACGCAUCAUAGAGCACAUUAUGCUGACAUAUGCAUGCCAAGAGACGCCGUCCACACGGUGGGAGGAGUUCUAUGGCAGACGUCAGCAUAGAGGGGAGAGCAUCCAAGAAUUCUCCCUCAAUCUCCUGAAGUUACUCCGUAAGGUGGAGACCGCCACUUCAGAGGACAGCCCCCUACUGGAGAACAAAAACGCCAUCUUGAUAGAGAGAUUUUCGUCAGGGUUGGCAGAUGCGUCUCUACGGCGUGAGGUGAGACGGUACACGCAAGAGAAGGAGGGCAUAGAAUUUGCCGACCUCCGAAACACUGUUCUGUCGUGGGAGAGCACCCCACCACCACCUGUUGCAGAGGCCCGCGCAACUAGGGCGAAGACGGACGAGGUAGACAGCAGCCUCCAGAAGCAGCUGAACCAUCAGGCGACUCAGCUGAAGGCCACCCAGGAUGCCUUGAGCCAACUUUGUGGACAGGUGUCCUUACUCCUGUCAAACCAGAAGACCCCCAGCCCCAUGAACCCACACCUGAAGGUGCUGCAGGUGCUGAUCUACAACCUACAAGUACUCCACGUAUCGGUUGAAGGUACUGAUCUGGAAGUCACUGAAAUAGUUGAUAUGCUGAGUGAAGGAUUAUACGGUGUGGAUGGUACCCAAUCAGAUGGUGCUUGUCGAAUGGUAAAUGAUGAGCAUGUAAGAAAGUCAAAUACCCAGAUGAAGGUAAUGUCUGUUGAUGGAACACCGUGUCUGUGCCUGUUCGCUCGGUGCAUCAUUCCAAAGGGGGAGGAGCUUCGAUAUGAUUAUGGAGAUGAUAAUGUUCCAUGGAGAAAAAAGGUAAGGCAAUAUAUAGUUUUCAAAUGUUCCUUAUUAUUAAAGGUUUCGAGAUGGGCAGAAAAACUACAAGAUUUAAAAAGUAUGGACGACUCCAAGAAACAAAAAUUUGGCAUGAUUGUAUUCAGCAAAUCGCUGAGUAUUGCUGAGGGAAGCAACGGCUCACAGGUCUACCUGGGAGCUUUCAACAACUGUCCCAUUGCAGUCAAGUGUGUUAAUACUGAAAUGGUAGGAGAAGAAGUCUCAAUAUUUAAAGAGCUUCAAGGAAAAAACCUCAAUCAUGUUUUGAAGACAAUGUGUAUUGAGGAAGAUGACGACUUCACUUUCUUUGCAACUGAGCUGUGUGAGUACAACAUGCAAGACAUCAUCGAAGGCAGAGUUUCUGCAAUUGACCUGUCAGAUAGUAACUGAAAAGAUCUGUGCCUUGGUUUCCUGAAAGGUCUGCAGGAAUUACACCAACAUGGUUUUGUCCACAGAGACAUAAAGCCUGCAAAUGUGUUGCUUGAUAAAACAGGUGCUGUAAAGAUCGGGGACUUUGGAGUGUCUAGAUUGAUCUUGGGGAAAACCACUCUAUUAACCAACGCAAUCGGGACUUUCUGCUGGAUGUCAGUAGAUAGUCUUCAAGGAGAUAUGGUCAGAUACAAGAAAUCUUCAGAUGUACAGAUGGCUGGCUGUCUCAUCUUUUAUGUUUUGUCUGAUGACCACAUUCCGCACGAAACAACAUCCACUUAUACAAAUGAGCCAGAGGGUGUUGUGCGAAACAUGAAAGCGGGGAUAUUUCAGUUAUCUCAUCUUGGGAGAUUUUCAUCACUGCAGCCCUUAAUAGAGAGGAUGGUCAGCCCAGCUGCACAAUCAAGGCCCCCCAUCAUUGACAUUUUUCAAGGUAAUAUUUGA
This is a messenger RNA of Asterias rubens (European starfish), 1812 nucleotides long. RefSeq names its product probable LRR receptor-like serine/threonine-protein kinase At1g51810. Gene Ontology annotation, molecular function: RNA endonuclease activity; ATP binding; protein serine/threonine kinase activity. NCBI's taxonomy places the organism in Eukaryota, Metazoa, Echinodermata, Asteroidea, Forcipulatida, Asteriidae. The record is from RefSeq and is a predicted model, not a curated record. Gene Ontology annotation, biological process: IRE1-mediated unfolded protein response; protein phosphorylation; intrinsic apoptotic signaling pathway in response to endoplasmic reticulum stress. Gene Ontology annotation, cellular component: IRE1-TRAF2-ASK1 complex.